This is a messenger RNA of Stegostoma tigrinum, 542 nucleotides long. Its product is annotated as cytochrome c oxidase subunit 7A2, mitochondrial. The record is from RefSeq and is a predicted model, not a curated record. Gene Ontology annotation, biological process: mitochondrial respirasome assembly; mitochondrial electron transport, cytochrome c to oxygen; regulation of oxidative phosphorylation. NCBI's taxonomy places the organism in Eukaryota, Metazoa, Chordata, Chondrichthyes, Orectolobiformes, Stegostomatidae. The coding region runs from base 111 to 365 and encodes 84 amino acids. The transcript has 4 exons.
CGUGACGAUGACACAGCCUCCUCCGGCCCGGCACCAGCUAACUUCCGGUGGCUCAGGGAAACGGUGCAUUGUGGUCCGGCGUUUGUCCUUGGUUACAACCCGACAGCAAGAUGUUCGGAGUGAGGGCCUUGAGGGCUUUUCAGCAGCUUUCACAUCGAACUUUCAGCACUGCAGCCCGGCGGCAAGUGGAGAAUAAGGUUCCCGAGAAGCAGAAGCUAUUCCAGGCGGACAAUGGGAUGCCAGUCCAUUUAAAAGGUGGUGUGAUGGAUGCUUUGCUGUACAGGCUAACCAUGAGCCUCACUGUUGUGGGUACAGUCUAUGUUCUGUAUGAACUCUUCGACAUUGCCCUGCCCAAGAAGAAGUAAUAAUUAUGGCUUCCAGCCAUUGUGAACCCUUUGUUUCAUUCCACAACCCUGUCUGAAUGUUAAACUGUAAAUUAUCAGGGACCUUACUUUACAAGUGUCUGUUCACUGCUUAUGGGAACAGUCUUUAUUUGAUAAUGAAGCUUACAAAACUGAAAAAAUAAAGUGAUUUAUCUCUUG